AUGCACACCUCGCCGUUUCGAGAUUAUUCCAUAGUGUCUGGCUUUUUUGCUCAGGAUGACCCCAACGCGGAUCCUUCAAGCAUCCCAGCUUUUCCGCCUCGUCUCGGUCUCCUAGAUGAUUCUCCAGACCACUGGGACAAGUUCAAAACUCGGGUUGCCGAAUUGAAUAGAACUGCUCCAGCCGGGACUACGUAUAAGGUCUUAUUUCUGGGCCGACAUGGUCAAGGAUUUCACAACGUGGGGGAACAGAAGUACGGUACGAAGGCAUGGGACGACUACUGGUCCAAGCUCAAUGGUGACGGCGAGAUCACUUGGGGUCCUGACCCCCUCCUCACCGAGCUCGGUAACGCUCAAGCUGAGGCUGCUCGCUCGGCGUGGACAGCUGAGAUGGUUCACGGCAUCCCAAUGCCCGAGCGUUGUUAUGCUAGUCCCUUGCACAGAGCGUUGAGCACCUGGGACUUCACAUUCAACAAGUCAGUUAUUCUCGGAAAGCAGAAUGUCACGAUCCUUGAAAAUCUUCGCGAGGAGUUCGGGGAGCACACGUGCGACAUGCGUAACCCACUGUCGAAGAUCUACAAAAACUUCCCCCCUCCAGUCUACACCGCUGAGCCGGGAUUUACGGAGGAAGACUUGAUCUGGGGUCCAGAACGAGAAACCAAAGCGCAGGUCAAAGAGCGUGCAGGUUUGGUGUUGGACCGAAUUUUCGAAAGAGAUGAGGAAGUUUACAUCUCAAUAACAGCUCAUGGAGGGAUCAUUAACGGACUGCUGGCAUCGAUGGGGCGUUCACCGUACGCUCUCACGACGGGAGGAAUUUUGCCUUUGGUGGUGAAAGCUGGUGUGAGAUUCAACUAA
Molecule: messenger RNA, 852 nt
Organism: Sparassis crispa
Lineage: Eukaryota; Fungi; Basidiomycota; Agaricomycetes; Polyporales; Sparassidaceae
Product: Probable phosphoglycerate
Exons: 9
Coding region: 1-852 (283 amino acids)
Cellular component (GO): cytoplasm
Molecular function (GO): phosphatase activity
Source: RefSeq, a predicted model, not a curated record